Messenger RNA from Marmota flaviventris (yellow-bellied marmot), 1483 nucleotides. Lineage: Eukaryota; Metazoa; Chordata; Mammalia; Rodentia; Sciuridae. The record is from RefSeq and is a predicted model, not a curated record.
AUGAAAAAGAGCACACAGGAUGAAGCUGUGGGGAGAAGGUUCAAGAUCACAAUUCCUUAUGGGAUGAAGUAUAAUAAGAAAUGGCUAAUGAAUUCAAUCCUGAGCCAUUGCUGUGUACCCUUUACACCAAUUGAUUUCCACUAUAUCAAAAAUCGGGCCCAAUUCUUUGUCCAGGAUGCUAGUGCUGCCUCUGCAUUGAAAGACGUCAACUGCAAAAUUUGUGAUGAGGAAAAUCAAAAGAUAUCUAUCUUUGUCAAUCCCUGUACUGAACUGAAUACCUUGCAGAAUAAAUUCACUCCAGAAAAAAUGGAGAAGCUAAUGCUGACGAUGAACAAACGAUAUGAUGUCUCACAGCAAGCCCUUGAUCUCCAGAAGCUCCGCUUUGACCCAGACUUGAUGGAACAUGACAUUGACAUGAUCCUAAACCGAAGACAGUGUAUGUUUGCUACCCUGCAGAUCAUUGAAAGGAAUUUCCCUGAGCUGUUGUCCUUGAACUUGUGUAACAACAAACUAUACUGGCUGGAUGCCCUGUCUGACAUUGUAGAGAAAGCCCCCCAAGUCAAGAUACUGAACCUCUCCAAAAAUGAGCUGAGGACCUCCAAGGAGUUGGUCAAGCUGAAAGGGAUGAAGCUGGAAGAGCUAUGGCUAGAAGGGAACCCCUUGUGCAGUGACUUCCCAGAGCAGUCUGCUUAUGUAAGUGCUAUCCAGGAUUGUUUCCCCAAUUUGUUACGCCUGGAUGGCCAGGAGUUACCAGAAUCAAUUGGAAUUGACAAUGAAACACCUGAAAUAAUAAAACCUUGUAAGGAAAGCUAUAAAGGAUGUGAUAAUCUGAAGAGUCUAGUAUUGCAAUUCCUGCUUCAGAAUAGCUUGGAAGAGUAUUUCAAGGAUAAUAGAAAUAUAAAGAAGCACAAGGACCCCUUUCUGCGGAUGCAGCUGCUAAAGCACACAAAAUGUGACAUUGUGAACUGCCUCAUUGUAUUGCCCAAAACUCAGCAUGAUUUUAACUCCUAUGUGAUAGACCUAUGUGUCCAGACAGACAUGAUGCUCUGUUUUUCUGUCAAUGGGUUGUUCAAGGAAGUGGAAGGAAAGUCUCAGGGUUCUGUUCGUGCCUUCACCCGGACCUUCAUCUUAACUUCUGUCAGCAAUUCCAGUCUGUGCAUCGUGAAUGAUGAGAUGAUUGUGAGGAAUGCCAGCCCCAAAGAGACCCAGAGCGCCUUCUCCAUCCCCAUGCUUACACCCUCCUCCAACUAUGUGCCUGACCUCUACCAGGAGCAGCAGGGAAUAGCACAGCCUUUCUCCACCAAGUCUGAGAUGCAGAGCCUUGAGCGCUCUCAGAAGUGCCUUGAAGACAAGGAGGAGAACUAACCAGAGUUGGUCAGGUCUUCACUGUGUUCCAGGUCAAGAAUCCAGAGGAGGCCUUGAAUGUCAUUUUCCUUUUAAUCCACAUUAUUGUGUCUCUCUUACUAACUUACGACCAUGCCCA